CAGUGACGUCACAGCUAAGUGCCCUCGCCUCUGUAUCGUCGCCAAUCCGUCGCGGAACUUGUCUUUAUCCGGAGCUACCAUGAGCAAGCGGAACCAGGUAUCUUACGUGCGGCCAACCGAACCAGCGUUCCUGGCUCGCUUCAAGGAACGGGUCGGCUACAGGGAGGGGCCCACCGUAGAGACCAAGAAAAUCCAGCCUCAGCUCCCAGAUGAAGACGGGGAUCACAGUGACAAAGAAGAUGAACAGCCUCAAGUGGUGGUUUUGAAAAAGGGAGACCUAUCACUUGAGGAAGUCAUGAAAAUUAAAGCAGAAAUAAAGGCUGCCAGAGCAGAUGAAGAACCAGCUUCAGCUGAUGGAAGAAUUCUAUAUCGAAAACCAGUCAAGCGUCCUUCGAAUGAAAAAUGUUCAGGUUUAACAGCAAGCUCAAAAAAGAAGAAGCCACAUGAAGAUGAAAUAAAUCAGGACUCAGUCAAAAAGAACUCACAAAAGCAAAUAAAAAACAGUAGCCUCCUUUCUUUUGACAAUGAAGAUGAAAAUGAGUAAGUGUAAAUAGUUUGAAUUUGGUCUACUUUGAAAGCAUAUGGGGUGGUUUUUUUUUAAUAACAUUUUUUUCCUGUUAUAAAGAUACUACAAGUUCCAUAUGGAAAAUUUAGGAAAUACAGGAAAAAAAUUAAUAAACUACAUCUAUUCAUCAAUACCCCUCUGACUUAAAAUGCCAACUCUAUAGAAAUUAGCUAGUAUUAUUUUGUUAUUUCCCUUGUAUGGGUGUGUAUAUAUGUAAAUUAUAUUUUUAAGCAAAAUACUUCUUUGUGUGUAAACAAAAUGUUAGAAAUACAGUUGUAUUGCAAAUGUUCUUUGUCCUGCUUCUCACUUGAUAUUACGUUAUGAGUAUUCUUUCAGGUCAGUAAAUUUCAAAGACCUGACAUUAAUAGCUACAAAGAAUUUCAUAAAUAUCUCAUUGUAUCUUUUUCAUUAACAAUAGCUCCACUUUGGGUUGGAGAGAUGGUAAUGUGCCUAGUUAAAAAUACCUCCCCAACUCCUGCUAAGGGUGGCCAUGAGACAGCUCUGGCAAGUUAAGAGAUAGAAGUGGAAUUAUGCUUGAUAAACCUGCUGGGUUUUUUGAUAACAAAAGGACAGACUUGGCAAGCAUGAGCCUUUGCUCUUAUCUCUUCAUCCUACUUUGAGUAGGAAGAUAAAACCUGAGUACCAGAGCCAUUUUUAGGCAUAAGGAAGGCAGCUACAUGCUUCGGGUCAUGUUAGUGAAAAGACUCAGAGCUUAACUCCUUGCUGACAGACCUCAAGGAGCUGCUAACACCAGCUUGAAUUGCUGACCUCUGACUUCUUGAUUCAUGAGAAGAAUAAACACUGUGCUUAAUUAGGCCUCUGUCAGAUUUCUCUUACAUGCAGCCAAAUGCUGUCCUAAGUAAUACAGUAAAUAACUGGUCAAACUGUUACUGGUGGAGGGUGUCCAGGUUCUUGGCAUUUUGGACAAAGAAUUGGACAAAAUGCACAAACAAAGCAAUGAAAAAAAGCACAGAUAUAUUGAAAUGAACGUAUGCUCCACAGAGUGCAGGCUCAAGCAAGUGGCUCAAGAGCACUGGUUACAGAAUUUUCUGGGGUUUAAAUACCCUCUAGAGGUUUGCCAUUGGUUAGUUGGUGUAUACCCUAUGUAAAUGAAGUAGUGGCCCAAGACCUGUCUGAGUGGUUGCAGAAAGUGACCACUCAGAGGCUGAAGUGAAGUUACAAAGUUAUACUCCUGUGUAAAUGAAGACUUGGCCCACAACCAGUCUGAUUGGUUGCAGGAGGGGACCAAUCAGAGGUACUUUCAUUUUUCAUCUGCAACACAAAAAAGGCGAGGGGAUUGCAAAGGGAGUAGCCUCUGAUCCUUUUGUUUCUUAGGUUUGGAGAGGUAGGGCUUUCCUUUUGAUUGACUUCUAGGAAGUCAACACAAAUUGGCCUUAGUCCCUGCCUCCAGACCUUAUUCUCCUGCCUCAUUUUUCCUCUGAGAGAUACGAUCCUCUUAAAUCUUUAUGGGAGGCCAAGAGACAGGGUCUUUCUUCUGUAACUGCUCCAUGCUAACUUGGGAAACAGUCCCUACCUAUUGGAGAUGACAUAACUGUCACCCUGCUCUAUCUAGUGGAGACAGGGUAGCUUCUUGAUGGCUGGUGGUGUCUUCACCUGAAACUGGCUAGAAAUCUUGCCGCUUGAUCGUCUAACGCAGUGGUCUCUAGGCAAAAGGUAAUGGACUUGGUUAAAAGAUUUAACAAACAUGGUCCAAAAACCAAGGCAAGUAUAAUCAUUAAUAAUGGGCUGGCCAAGGGAAGGAGCCAUGAAACCCAACUUAGUGCCCUUCAGGUGCCCCAUGACCCGGACUGCUGUUGUCAUAUUUUGGAGGCCCAGUCAACUAGUUUUCAGGUGGCAUUCCUUAUUAAUCCUGAUUGGUUGACAUCAAAACAGCAUUCUUUUAGGAAAAAGACGUAAGCCACCUUUUUCAGCAGUUAGGAGAUGUAAUCCCCGUCGAUUUUGCAAAGCAACCACUGCCAAGGAGUCCAUCUGAUUUUAUAAGGUGACGAUACUUUGGGCAGUGUCAUCCAAGCUUUCCAUAAAAUCCUUGUACAAGUAUUGGUAAUAGGAUAGGGAAGUUGCAAUCCCUCUAACUCCCAUUCCUACCCCUGCUUUUACUCCCAACCCUUGUGUCUGGUGGUUGCGGUUAAAGGUACAAUAAGGGAUUGGUUGUUGGGAGCUAUAUUAAUUUUGGGACAUACAAUACUUCUGUCUCUAGUCUGCCACUUCCACCAAAGACAAAUCACAGUAGAACCCAUCUAACUUCAAAAUAAGCUUCAGUCCCAUAUACUUGGCCUGAUUACCCACACAAAGUACAACAAGAAUAAUUGUCCAUAUAGACGCUCCUAGAUUGGCUUUGCUGGAACAUUUCACAAGGCCAUUUCGGUCAAAGUCCUGAGAAAGUAACUGGUUUCUUCAAUUGUGUCCUAUUUAUUACAAAAGAAAACGUGGUUACUAACUUGAUACAAAUACAUUACCAAGAUUUAAGAAUAUUCAUAGUUUACAAAUUCUGGAGAAAUUAGAAAUACGACGCAAAUUCUAUUUGUUUACAAAAGUGUACUCAAUACACUUAUAGUUCAAGGCUAUAAAUAGCUCAAAAGAAAAAGAUACUCAGACUCUGAAAAAAAGAAAAGAAUUAGCACUAUUUCAAACAACAAAAGCCAUACAUACAAAUUAUUUCUGUCGUCCAUUAGUUCAUUUCAGCCUAUGUAGUUAACUCCUGCUCUACUUCAUAUUCAUCUUUGUGAACACCUCAGCCUUUCAAUUAGUGCCUUGGAAGUUUUCUGUCUAAUCUAAUGGUACACUCCAAAGUUACCAGAAACCUGCAUUCAAGAGUUCUUUUCAGGAACUCCUCCAAAGAAAUAAGCCUUGGACUGUAACUGAUUGAUUACAAGUCACUUUUUUUUUUUUGAGAAGGAUCAAAGCAAAACAUCAAUUAUGAAUGACAAAAGUCUUAAGACAUCCAUAUAAAGACACGGUUAACAAGUUCGGUUAUUUCUGUGGCGUAUAACAACUUAACAUAAUCAUAAUUAUUGCAGGUAUUAAGACAUAUCAGAAUUUUAGAAAUUUCAUCAAUCUUCGAACACAUGUUAACAACAAAUCUAUAUCAAUAUAACUCAAAGGAAGCUAAACACCACCUCAGACUUGACAAUCUUUCCUGUGUAAUUCUAACAUUACAAAUAAGCCUAAUAUGUCACUUGGACUUCAGGGUGCCUAAAAUCCAAAAAGUUAGUUUAAGGUCAAAAAGACUGAAUUUAGAACUUGAAGUUUUAUCAUUGGAAAGUCUGUGAGAUUUCAAAGAUUUCAUAUACUCGAUACUACAAAAUAGGAUCAUAAGUUAAUAUAAAAUUGUCAUUUAGGUAAACGGUUAUAUUUCUAGUAAAAAAAAAUUGUCAUUUAGGUAGCCAAAAUUAUAAUGCAAAAACAUUUACUCUUUGAUAGAGAGAAAACUCAGUUAACCUAACACUUAAGAAAGACAGCAUGAGGCCAACUAAAUCUGUCUGUUCCCCUCCAUUUUCUCCCUGCAGUUUACUCAAAAGGUAAACAAAAUAUUUUAUCUCUUAAUACUACACAAACAUUUUGUUCAAGAGAGAAAACCAGAGCUUACCUUUGUAUGGUAUAUUAUUAAUGUGAAUGCUAAUUUUAAUAAAACCUUACAAACAAAUCUA
Messenger RNA from Cebus imitator (Panamanian white-faced capuchin), 4233 nucleotides. Its product is annotated as KIAA1143 ortholog. The transcript is spliced from 3 exons. Bases 80 to 544 code for a protein of 154 amino acids. NCBI's taxonomy places the organism in Eukaryota, Metazoa, Chordata, Mammalia, Primates, Cebidae. The record is from RefSeq and is a predicted model, not a curated record.